Messenger RNA from Amphibalanus amphitrite, 2587 nucleotides. Its product is annotated as transport and Golgi organization protein 11-like. NCBI's taxonomy places the organism in Eukaryota, Metazoa, Arthropoda, Thecostraca, Balanomorpha, Balanidae. The record is from RefSeq and is a predicted model, not a curated record. The transcript is spliced from 2 exons. The coding region runs from base 220 to 915 and encodes 231 amino acids.
GAAGAAAACACACUUUAUGCCUCAUUCUGACGAAACAAAUACGAAAGCGGUGCAUCAUUGUUGUGUGUGUAUUUGUAUUCUGUCGGUCGAUUGCGAUGAAAGAGAUCAAGAUCAAGAUAUACCGAUAGAAACUUGUUGAAAACAUCAAGCAGGUAGUCAAUAAAUCUCCCAAGGAUACCUUGAAGAAUUCGCACACCAUAACGCAACUGCACGAAAUUAAUGCCAGUGACGUCAUCAGAGGCGGCCAUGUCUGAUGCCGGCGGCCGAGAGCGGCCCCUGUCGGCCGCCUUCGAAGAAGACGCCGCGUUCGCCGCCGAAAUCUCUGCCGCCAUGCGCGUGCCAAAACGCAUCCACGUCACGGGCGAGGGUGACGACGACUUCACCUCCGGCGCACGAAACGGCGGCACGAACGGCUCGUCGGCGUCGGCGCUGGGCGCGCGCAUGAUGACCGUGCCCGACCGGAUCGUCGUUCUCGGCGGAGAGCGUCACGGCGCCGGCGGCGGCCCUCCGCGCGAGCUGGUCCUGGAGCGCGCCUCCCAGCCGCCGGCCGGCCGCGACUGGGCCGUGGAGUCUCCGCCGCGUGUGCUGCGAGUCGACGAACAUCUGCGACCUCCCGAAGAGCCUCCGACUCCAGUGGGAGACGAUGAAGGAACCCCCGAACGGCGCGGCUUUGGCCGCGGUGCCGGAGAUCGUAGUGUGGUUCUCCGUGAUCAGUUCUCUCCGCCGGCCCCGCCGGGUUUUCUGAGCGCCUCGGAAGAGCUGGAGCUACUCCGACGUCAGCUCCUGAAGGUGAACCGGCGUCUGAUGCAGAUUGAGGUGGAGAACCAGCGACGUCGCUCACGGGAGGUGAUGUUGUAUACGGCCGGGGCUGCCUACUUCCUCAUCAAGGUGAUGCUCUGGAUGGGAAGGAUGUGACGUGAAGGACGUUAGACGGUGACGUGGUUGACGGUGAGGAUAUGUGAAGAGGCUGGACGGGCUGCUGUUUCAGUGGGGUACUGAAUGAGAGCGUAUCGAAAUGGGUCUGAGUGAACGGCAGGGAGUGCCUGGUUGGGCGAACUUUGCCUGUCGAAGCGGUGAGAGCAGUAUGUUGAGUGUGGUCAUUACAGGCGUGGUAUGAGUAUGAUGAUUCUCAGAGGGGCGUAAGACUAAAUGCAAAGAACCGUUCGCUGGUGAAUCAAGCCCAGGCUCAAGGCGGCUGAUUGACGAGGACAUUCAUUUUCGAGUGUUGACGCUUGCUGAGACGGGAUUGGUUCAGCCAUCCGGUAUAGUCCACUGACCACUCUACGAGAUGACCACUGACCAAUAACCAUGUAAGACUAUCCGCUACCAGCACGGCUUCAACGAAACCCUGGGGCCGGUUUCAGUACCGUGUCUGCCUGCUCGCCUCCUUCCGACAACCGCUGUACUGGCGUCUGACCGGACCCUCGACAGGUAGCGGCCGCUGAGACUGCUGACAUGUCUUUGAGCUAAACAGAAGCUGCUCCGCUGUGUUCGGUGCGCGUGUGGGUGCUUGGAAGUCACAAGAUAACGUGUGUUGGUGUGUGUGUCUUGAUGUCAGAGAGGGCUAUUAACUGGUUUGAGUUGAGUCCGGCGUUGGAAUUUUUGACGCCGUAGUGAUAUUUUGGGGGUUGUUGGUGAUCUGCAACAGGGCUGCGGAGUCGAUGGAUUUUCGGCGACUCCGACUCCGACUCCGACUCCGGCUUUAAAAAACCAGCUCCGACUCCGACUCCGACCCCGGGCAGAAUUGUCGACUCCGACCGACUCCAACUCCCGACUCCGACUCCGCAGACCUAGCAGGGCUGCGGAGUCGACAUAUUUUCGGUGACUCCGACUCUGACUCCGGCUAAAAAAAAAUAAAAUCGACUAAAAUCGACUAAAAUCGAAAUCGACUCUAAAAUCGACUCCGACUCCGACUCCGACUCCGGUCACAACUGUCGACUCCGACCGACUCCGACUCCGACUCCGCAGCCCUGGACUGAUCAAUGAGGCCAUUUACUCGUAAGUCGUAAGUGUACAGUUUGUGAAGAACUACCGAGAGGAAAAGUGAGGCUAGGACUCAAAUGAAAUGUUUGGCCGUGUGGCGGUACAUGGCUAGAUACGCGAUCACGCGGUGGGUGCCAGGAAGGGACGUGGGAGCGCCGUCAAUCUUUCAUUUUUAGUGUCAGGGCAUUGAGGAGUGGCAACAACGAGUAUGUAAUUGAUUCAAUUUCGAGGGGGCGAACCUGAGAAGCAUCAUGAUGAGGCUCAUUUAAACGACAGAAAAGCGUGCAAUGUUUUAUUGAUUCUCCGCUUAUGAGGCUCGUUUGGUGCGGAGAAGUUUUCACAUCUCUUUUCUUUCAUUUAGCAAAACAUGCUGCUCUCUGAUAGAGGAUUCAGUUACGACUUCGCACAUAGGUACUUAUUGUUUGGUCGCUUUUUUUGUAGCCUGUACUCUGUUUGGUAACGGUCCCUCCGCCGCGUUUUGUGUGAUCUCCUCCAGUGGCGGACAUAUGAUGCACUUUGUUUUGAUUGAAUGAACGCAGUGAUGCGAAUGUGUGCCCGUAUACUGUCGUACCGUAUACUGAAUACAUGUAACGAGGCUAUCGAA